Molecule: messenger RNA, 1052 nt
Organism: Tympanuchus pallidicinctus (lesser prairie-chicken)
Lineage: Eukaryota; Metazoa; Chordata; Aves; Galliformes; Phasianidae
Gene: TMEM50A
Product: transmembrane protein 50A
Exons: 7
Coding region: 146-619 (157 amino acids)
Biological process (GO): protein targeting to vacuole; late endosome to vacuole transport via multivesicular body sorting pathway
Source: RefSeq, a predicted model, not a curated record
GCAUGCGCAGAAGUCCCCGUUUGACGAUCUCCCGCACGCUACGCGCCUGCGCACUGUCGGCAGGGAGCAGCAGCUGAGCGCCGCGCCUGCGCACUGAGCGCGUCGGCGGAUCGUCGGGCGGCGGCAGCCGUGAGAGCGUUGGAAGAUGUCCGGCUUCCUGGAGAGCCUGAGGUGCUCGGAGUGCGUGGACUGGGGGGAGAAGCGGAACACCAUCGCAUCCAUCGCCGCCGGAGUGCUGUUUUUUACAGGUUGGUGGAUAAUCAUAGAUGCAGCUGUAAAGUACCCUACCAUGGAAGACUUCAACCAUUCAUAUCAUGCCUGUGGGGUCAUAGCCACCAUUGCAUUCCUAAUGAUCAACGCAGUGUCUAACGGACAAGUGCGGGGUGACAGCUACAGCGAGGGCUGCCUGGGACAGACAGGUGCUCGGAUCUGGCUCUUCAUUGGCUUUAUGAUGGCUUUUGGCUCUCUGAUUGCUUCCAUGUGGAUUCUGUUUGGAGGAUACGUCGUUAAAGAGAAAACAGUCGUGUACCCAGGAAUUGCUGUUUUUUUCCAGAAUGCAUUCAUCUUUUUUGGAGGACUGGUCUUCAAAUUUGGCCGCACAGAGGACCUGUGGCAGUGAGCCCACGCUGAUGGAAGCGCAUUGGCCGUGUCACUUUUUUAACUCUGUAUUGUGGAAAUUUUCUAAAGCCAUUUUGUAUACGGUGCCCUUCAAUGGUGUCUAAAGGUAAAACGUGGAGAAGUGAAAUCACAGCACCACAAAUCCUGGUUGUAUUUUUUUUUUUUUAAAAGGAAAAAACCCUGAAAACAGUUAUAUUGAUUUCAAUGUUGUAAUGUUUCUGACCUGUAAAACUGCUACAAGUAGCAAUGGAAGUCACUUUUGUAUGAUGUUUGCUAUAAGAAAAUAGAAUAGUGGAAGAUUAAUGCAUUUAACCAUUUCACACUUUCUACGAUAUUUACAACCCAAGUCCUACUUGCUUUACAACCAAUUUUUAACAUAUAUUUAUUAAGUAUUUCCUAUAUCUGGACAAUAUAAACAGUUCUUCACUUUCAAA